Austrofundulus limnaeus is the source of this 4731-nucleotide messenger RNA. RefSeq names its product chromosome unknown C3orf18 homolog (gene cunh3orf18). The transcript is spliced from 6 exons. NCBI's taxonomy places the organism in Eukaryota, Metazoa, Chordata, Actinopteri, Cyprinodontiformes, Rivulidae. The record is from RefSeq and is a predicted model, not a curated record. The coding region runs from base 577 to 1077 and encodes 166 amino acids.
GGGAGCUUGCAGCACUGAUUUCUGCUUGCAGCAUCCCAAGAGCAGCCUCUGUUUGUGUCAAACACAAGAAAGGCCAAAACAGCGGGAGUGGAUCCAAGCAGGCAAUCGAAGAAGUGGAAGGGGGAAUCUCUUGGGUGGGUGGGGGGCACGCCCGUCGGGCUAGGGUUACUUUGGUGUGUGGAGUUCAUUCUCAAAGAAAAUGGAUGUUGUGUCAGUGUAAACAGCCUCUGCAUUGCUGAAGGGGGGGAAGCAGAAGAGGAGCAGGGACAAGCACUGGAGCAAAUGUUUCCUCUUCCAGUUCCUUUCUUCCUGCCUGUAGCUUCUGCUGUUCUUCACCUCUUAUAGCAUGCAUGUUGUAUGUUAAGAUUCCUCCUGAACGUUUGCUCCCCACAUCCUGCUCGAAAACCACAACCGUGCUGCCACUACCAGCCAUGGCAUGAAUAAAAAUGAAAAUGUCCCAAACUAGUGGGAGGAUGCCUGCGUCGACCAUGAGACCCACUAGAAACUAAGCAACGUCGUAAAAUCCACACCAAGACUAAAAACACACCCUUCACCUAAGUAAGAACACGCCUGACCAUGGCUGUGAAUGUGGCACAAACAACUGCAAGUUUUCUCCCCACAACCGCCACCUCAACCGCCACAAUGGACCCUUUGCUCUUAACAGUCACGGGAGCCAGAGAAAACAGCACAUCAAGAACAUUUAUGUCCGUCACUAUAGCAAUGAACGAGACCAGCUUCAAUGCCACCACGUUCCCCGACGAGACGAUGGAGGGGUCAAGAGCUGGGAUGUUGCUGGUGCCCUUUGGCAUCAUCGUGGUCAUCAGCUUAGCUGUGGCGAUAAUGCUGUAUAUCCGAAAACGAAAGCGGUUAGAGAAGUUAAGACACCAGCUGAUGCCGAUGUACAACUUUGACCCGGCUGAGGAACAGGACGACCUGCUGGAACAGGAACUACUGGAUCACGGACGGGAAGGCAGCCUCGCAGGUCCCAACGCCAAGACCCUCACAACCUCCCAGGGGACGACGCAGCGACCCAGUCGUCUGGUCUUCACAGAUGUAGCUAAAGCUCUCAAUGCUUAACAGCCCUCUUCCACCGGCUGAACUCGGCUUGUGAGGGUCGCCGGCUAAAAUCAGACACAGACUGUUGCCCAGGAAGGAAAAAAAUAAUAAAAGGGGGCAGGAAACCAGACUGUUAGAGGCUUGAAUAAAUGAAGUGUAGGAGCAACAGGAAGCAUCACAAAGGAUCUUGCACUGUAUCACUUGGGCACAAAUUAAAACGUGCACAUUUGUUUUGUUCUUAAAUUCAUCUCAGAAGUUUGGUAGCUUGUCAGGACGUUACGUUUCACAAGAUUAAUCUGUAAAUCUGUGUUCUAGUGAUUUUUGUGGUCUUACAACUCUGGCAAACUGGUAUGUCGCACAUCUUCAAAUUGUGUUCCUGUCCAUUUUUCUCCUUUGAACAGUGAAGAGUAUUGUUUCCAUCUGAAUGCAAUAAAAUUGUUAAAAAAAAAAACAUAUGAAACACAAUACAAAAAAAGAGCUGGUAAGUGUGAUAUUUUAUUGAUAAGCGAUAAAGAGGUAAAAGUAACACAAAUCACAACACAAAGAAUCAUAACAAAAUAUAUAUCACAGGUUUUGUGAGUUGUAUUAAAGAAAGUGGAUGAGGAGGACACAACAAUAACAUGACUAUAGACUUGUGUUAAAAAGCAAGGCAUACAAAGAUAAUUUCUCAAGUUACAAUUCAACUUUUUUCUUUAAUAGUUGAAAAUAGAUCAAGUACUGUAUGUAACUAUAUGACUAGCAGUAAGAUCACAGAACAACACUGUCCCCAAACAGAGAGUAAAUAUCCAAACACAGCUUGUGUAAAACGGACUCAGUUUGAACGGAGAGCCACCUUUCAGGCUGACUCGUUCACUCAUGGUCACAUGGAUGUAGUGAGAUGACAUGUUUGGACUACUGCAGUACAAGUUUGACAGUUAUUUCAAGAUUUYGUGAUACCCCGCCAAAACACCCAGAGGCCCCGGUGGAAGCCACCUUUGACCAUAAGUGACCAAAAGCCCCCCCCCACCCCACCCUAGAGAUGACCCAGGCUUGGUGGUUUACAGAGGUAGUCCUGGGGACAARUAGGUAAAAGUCAACACAACAUUGAAAUAAAAACUGUAAUCUGGCAGCAGAUCAGUCAACAAUGCUGAAAUACACGAAAUCACUGAAAUACAACACACUGGUGAGAUCAGGCAAUAAGACACUUAAAUAGAACGUAAAUGAUGAGCGAUAUUCAAGUAAAGAGCAACUUAAAAGAGACGCAGAGGUCACCAUGCAGACUGUGAAACAUAAAAAAAAAACUUGGACGUUGACGUGUUUUCAGUAACUAUUUCAAGUUGUCAGUGUAAGUGCAGAAAUCCAAAACAGAAAGAUUUACACAUCAUUUUUGCAAAACAUGCGACAAGCCAAUUUACCAUAUAAUAGGCAGGAUAUUCAAAGCAAAUAUCAGCAACUUAGAUUUUUCUUGUUAAAAUAAACAUUUCAGCYAUCAAGACUGCCACCUAUCUACAUCCAACAUUUCAGAUAUAACAAAUAUUCUUUUUAUUUAGGUGUAUUUGAGCUUUCAGCUCAAGAAUCUGUAAAAACACCCUYUCUGUAACGAACACUGUGGAUAUUUUAAAUAGAUUUCUCACUAGAAAAAAACUCCAUCUUCAGAUAUUUACAGUAGUCGUUACUAAUAAGUUUCAUUUUAGAUUUCUAUAAUGCAAAGAAAGGUAUUUGCUGAUAAAGUCAUUGUUGAUUACAAAUACUAUGACUAGAUUUCUAAAAGGGUAACAUUUUAAACCAAAACAAAAAGGUGACAUUAAAAUUAGGACAUUAGAUUUGUAAAAUGUGAUUCCCCCCGCAAAAAAAAAUUAACAAUUUUUGUACUAAAUUAGAAAAUUUGGAGCUAAAAAUAUAAUCUUUGAGAAUGUGACACUUGAGAUGUCUGAAAUAUAUUAUCCCAGAUAGGAGGAAAUGUUGUUUUUGAAUCAGAAGAACUGAUUUAAUUCCUAUACAUAUCCAUUAGUUGUUAAAACAGACCAUUACACUUUCUAGGUUUCUUAAAACUAGUUUUUUUAUACUGUGGUCACCUUUAGAUAUAUUUUCCACCAGUUGGAAAUAUUUGUGGUUUAAUUAUAUGUAACAACAGCCUGCCUUAGAUUUUACGUUCCRUUAUCAGUCUGAGAAACUCAUCUGUGUGCUGCUUCCAUCUGGUUUUAUUACACGCAUGUUGGCAGAUUUAUCCCGAGUGAACAGCUCUGCCUCAGUUUAUGUUAGUACCACGCGCCUCAACCUGCUUCUCAAGUGAACACUUGUGAUUCCCCACUUGGUAUGCAAGACCAUGUGCAGCCUAAGUCACAUACAGUCAGCUGUGGUGAGAAACAAACAGCACUCAGUGAUCGGACCUAAACGCAUCUUCAGCAUGUCCCGAGGGCGUUUACAGCUGCGACGCGAUCGCCAAGAUUGUAAAGGUGUUAAYGUGGUUAACUGUGGAUCUGAAACUCUUGAGUUUAAAAAAAAUAUUCGUUUUCACAAUGAAGUGUUCUGUCGAGUCAACAUCUGUAUCCAAUAGGCCAUUAGCAUAGUGAAGAAAAUUAAGAAACAGUUUUAAUAUCCCCAUAUCAGUAGGUCAGUAACUUCAGAGGCAACGGCUYCCUUUUAUGAAAACAAAGCAUUACAUUUUAUUUCUGUAAAGAGAAGUUUCCCAACAUUACGCAGGCCACGACAUUUCUGUUAAUUAUCACAGAAGCCCACAAAUGUUAUUUAUAAAAUAAUUUAUGGUCAGUUUUGCUUUGAGCUACAGUAAGUGCAAAGACUGAAACCAUCUAUAAGUAAUUUUCUUUAAUAACAAAAUGUGUGGAACACCUGUCUUUUCAGUUUUUGGCUUUUUUAUGACUAAACAAACAUUCUGGUUACAGAAAGUUAAGAUUAGAAUCAAUUUAAAUUUAAAGGCCAUGCAUGCCAGUGUUUUAAACCCCUGUGCUUAAAGCAUGUGUUGGGGUUGACUCUCAGCUACUGCCACACUAAAUUUUAGCUCACCAUCCGUAAAGCUGACUAACGUAUAGCCAUUUUUGUGUUUGCUAAGGUUGACAAAUUGUGGCGGCCAUCUUGAACCCAGUUGACUUCGAAACUUAAUCAGCUGUAGRUGUACAUCUAAUGAUUUCUUUGUGAGCGUUUCGUGAAAAUCUGUCAACUAAUUCAGAAGAUAUUUCACUAACAGACACAUGCGCACACAAAAAUGCAGGCAGAUGCACUAUUUAAUGGCAGCUGGCAAUAACCAACUUUCAAACAAGAUCACCGUUUUCCACUUUCUCCCAUCUACAAAUGAUGUUCUGAUUAUAUCUUUGUGUUUUGAGGAUUUCUGCUUUACAGUAAAAAACAGCAAGAUUUCUUUUUUUUUUACUUACAUCAUCUCUAAUAGACGGUGAAAUGAGUUUCACCUGAAACAGUACUCUAUCAUGGAAGCAUUUGUUUUCUAAAAAGAAAAAAAAUAGCUCUGAUGGAAAAUAAUGAGUAAUGUUCUGCAACACGAAUGAGUAUURUUCACAUUACUGAGCCAACGUUAAGUUUCAGUGGUAAAUCAAAUGAUCCGUUAAAGCAAAACUGCAAAAUUCAAAAGACAGAAACAAAUUCAUUCAAUCAAUCAAAAACAAAGAAAGACAAAAUGAAACAGAUGAGCAAUGAAAAACACACCAUCAGUUCGGUACAAUC